Molecule: messenger RNA, 1049 nt
Organism: Arabidopsis arenosa
Lineage: Eukaryota; Viridiplantae; Streptophyta; Magnoliopsida; Brassicales; Brassicaceae
Source: the annotation of a GenBank genome assembly
CCUUUUCACUCAACAGAAAAAAAAAACAAAGAUUAAAGAUCGAUUAUCUGAGAAUAUGCCUACGACGACGAGAAGAUCUCCGAUAGAAUCUCUAAAACUCCCCACUGGUUACUCGCGGGAGGAGUUUGAGAGAGCUUGCGAGUUCGUGAAGAAAGUAAAAGAGAUUGAUGAAGAACAAAACCACAGAGGAAUCUUCACUCAAUAUGUCACUGCGAUGAAACUUUAUCGAUCUGGAUCUUUGAACAUGGUCGAGGUCAAAAACAGAAUCACGACUAUUUUCAAGAACUGCGACGUUUUGCUCGAUGGCUUUUAUCGGAUUAUGAAAGAUUCGGAUUUGGAUUCUCGUCGAGACCAUAUUGUUAUUGAUCUGUCGGAUCUUAAACGAAUGAUUGAGUUCUUAAAGGCGUUGAGGAAAGAGUCUGAAAGAUUACGUCUAGGGUUUUUAGAGGCUUUCGUGAGAUUCAAGGAACAUAAAGAUGGACAAGUUCUGAAUGGAGAAGUUGACCUGAUGUUACGAAAUUACCCUUUUCUGAAAGAAGAAUUUAGGAUGAUCCUACUCGAGAAUGGUAUAGUACAAGAUGAAAAACGAGAUGAGAUUACGUUUGAUAGAGAGGAUGAGAUGUUCGAAAAAGACAUGUACUUUCAUUCUAUAGAAUCAGCAAUUAAGUUUGCGGCGGCGGAGGAGGAUAAAAAGAUGAAGAAGCCGCCCGCGGGUGUUUAUGGAGCCAUGAGACGGUUAUAUGCACAACGGCGUAGACCAUUGCCACGAGGAUUCCUGAGAGAUCCGAAACUUGCGGUACGAAGAGUUUUAUCACCUUUGCAGUGGAAGCACAACGAGUUGCUCAAGAAGAAGAACAGAAGAAAGUUGCUUAAGAAAGUGCAAAAGGUGAAUGAAUCAUUGGUUGUUUUUAAGUUCGAUUAAAAGAUUUAGUAGUGUGUGUGUGUAUUUUUUUUUUGUUAAGGAAAGUAUUUGGUCUACUAGGAGUUUAGAGCUAAUGAGCUCCGGAUAUUGUAUCUACUUAAAUGCAUAAUUAAGUACAAAACCUUUG